This is a messenger RNA of Eucalyptus grandis, 983 nucleotides long. Its product is annotated as RNA-binding protein pno1. Gene Ontology annotation, molecular function: RNA binding. NCBI's taxonomy places the organism in Eukaryota, Viridiplantae, Streptophyta, Magnoliopsida, Myrtales, Myrtaceae. The transcript has 2 exons. The record is from RefSeq and is a predicted model, not a curated record. Gene Ontology annotation, cellular component: nucleolus. Bases 128 to 790 code for a protein of 220 amino acids.
UUCGCUCCUCUCUCUCUCUCUGCUGCCUCCGCCGCCGUUUCGCGCCGCGCCGGCGAGAGACCUUCCGCCGUCCAUUCGAUUCCUCUCCUAUCUUCGAGAGCGGACCUCGCCGGAAGACAGAUUCGCCAUGGAGCCUCUGCCGUCUCCCGCCUCUAUGGACGUCGAGGCGCCGGCUCCAGCGGAGCCGACCUUGCCGGCGAAGCCCCUGUUCGCGCCGCUGAAGGCGCAGGAGAUGUCCGACGGGCGGGUCCAGUUCCGCAAGGUCUCCGUCCCGCCGCACCGGUACUCGCCGCUGAAGAAGUCGUGGAUGGACAUCUACACGCCGGUGUACGAGCACAUGAAGAUCGACAUCCGCAUGAACCUCAAGGCCCGCAAGGUCGAGCUCAAGACGCGGCGCGACACCCCCGACGUCAGCAACCUCCAGAAGUGCGCCGACUUCGUGCAGGCCUUCAUGCUCGGGUUCGACGUCCCCGACGCCGUCGCGCUGCUGCGGCUGGACGAGCUCUACGUGGAGUCCUUCGAGAUCAAGGACGUGAAGACCCUGCGGGGCGAGCACCUUUCGCGCGCCAUCGGUCGGUUGUCGGGCAAAGGAGGUAAGACGAAGUUCGCCAUCGAGAAUGCGACGAAGACGAGGAUCGUCAUUGCGGAUUCUAAGAUCCACAUAUUGGGUUCUUUCGCCAAUAUCAAAAUUGCUAGGGAUUCGCUCUGUAGUUUAAUUCUGGGUUCGCCGGCCGGUAAGGUGUACUCGAAGCUCCGGGCUGUGAGCGCAAGACUUGCUGAGAGAUUUUGAAAAUUAGGAUCUUUUUUAGCUUCUAAUUGAUGCUGUUUGUGGAUGAGAUCACUCAAAUUUUGAUACGGAAAUCGAAAUUCGAAAUCGAAAUAUAAGAUCAUUGUAUUGAUGCUGUUUGUGGAUGCGAUCACUCAAAAUUUGAUACGGAAAUCGAAAUUCGAAAUCGGAAUAUAAGAUCAUUGUAUUUCUUAUU